Molecule: messenger RNA, 1746 nt
Organism: Capsella rubella
Lineage: Eukaryota; Viridiplantae; Streptophyta; Magnoliopsida; Brassicales; Brassicaceae
Product: gamma-aminobutyrate transaminase POP2, mitochondrial
Exons: 19
Coding region: 89-1606 (505 amino acids)
Biological process (GO): biotin biosynthetic process
Molecular function (GO): S-adenosyl-L-methionine:8-amino-7-oxononanoate transaminase activity; pyridoxal phosphate binding
Source: RefSeq, a predicted model, not a curated record
CCACCCUCCUCUGUUCUAAACCAAUCUCAGCUCUCCAGGAUUUUUCAGAUUGUUCACUCUCUCCUUCAAUCUUCUUCCCCAGAAAAAAAUGGUUGUGAUCAACAGCCUCCGACGCUUGGCUCGUACCACUCAGGUUAAUUUGCACAGUAGGUAUGCAACAACAUGCAUGUCUGGGAACUCUACUUCUAGGAGGAUCUUCACUACUGAGGCAUCACCUGAGAAGCAAAACGUAGCUGGGUCUAAGGGACAUGAUAUGCUUGCACCUUUUACUGCUGGAUGGCAGAGUGCUGAUGUAGAUCCCUUGAUCAUUGCCAAGUCUGAGGGAAGUUAUGUGUAUGAUGACAAUGGUAAAAAGUAUCUUGAUUCUCUCGCUGGUCUAUGGUGUACUGCCUUAGGAGGAAAUGAGGAACGGCUUGUUUCUGCAGCUGUUGAGCAGUUGAAGAUCUUGCCAUUUUAUCACUCCUUUUGGAACCGUACUACUAAACCUUCUCUGGACCUUGCUAAGGAUCUUUUAGACAUGUUCACGGCCAACAAAAUGGCCAAAGCAUUUUUUACAAACAGUGGAUCAGAGGCCAACGAUACUCAGGUAAAGCUUGUUUGGUAUUACAAUAACGCACUUGGAAGGCCCGAGAAGAAAAAAUUUAUCGCUAGAAAGAAAUCGUACCAUGGCUCCACUCUUAUAUCAGCAAGUUUGUCCGGCCUUCCAGCGCUACACCAAAAUUUUGAUUUACCUGCACCAUUUGUGCUGCACACAGAUUGCCCUCAUUAUUGGCGUUUCCAUCUUCCAGGUGAAUCAGAAGAGGAAUUCUCAACCAGAUUAGCCAAAAAUUUAGAGGAUCUUAUCAUCAAAGAGGGGCCAGAAACUAUUGGUGCUUUUAUAGCUGAACCAGUUAUGGGUGCUGGGGGUGUGAUACCUCCACCUGCUACAUACUUUGAAAAGAUCCAAGCUGUUGUUAAGAAAUAUGAUAUCUUGUUCAUUGCUGAUGAGGUGAUAUGUGCAUUUGGAAGGCUCGGGACAAUGUUUGGCUGUGACAAAUACAACAUCAAGCCACAUCUUGUGUCCUUAGCUAAGGCACUCUCUUCAGCAUAUAUGCCGAUUGGAGCCAUUCUUAUGAGUCAAGAAGUGGCAGAUGUCAUCUAUUCCCAAAGCAACAAGCUAGGUGCUUUCUCGCAUGGGUUUACUUAUUCUGGUCAUCCAGUUUCAUGUGCCGUAGCAAUUGAAGCAUUAAAGAUAUACAAGGAGAGGAACAUACCAGAGCAUGUCGCCAAAGUUUCCCCAAGGUUUCAAGAUGGUCUUAAAGCUUUUGCCUCUAGUAGUCCUAUUAUUGGAGAGAUAAGAGGAACAGGAUUGAUUCUUGGGACUGAGUUUGUAGACAAUAAAUCUCCGAACGAGCCAUUUCCACCAGAAUGGGGUGUUGGCGCAUACUUUGGAGCCGAGUGCCAAAAGAGAGGGAUGUUAGUCCGUGUUUCAGGUGAUAGCAUUAUGAUGUCUCCACCACUCAUUAUCUCACCUGAAGAGAUCGACGAGCUGAUUUCCAUCUACGGGAAAGCAUUGAAGGAAACGGAAAAGAAAGUAGCAGAACUAAAGGCUCAGCAAAAGAAAUAAGAAGCAGAGUCUCUAAAUGAUGUUGAUGAAAAAGAUUUUUCUUACAUUCUGUCAUCUUUCCUUGAAUUGUUUGUCACUAGCUUUGCACAAUUCAAUAUAUAUGCAUAAUAAAGGUUCCAGCUUUACUAGUUCCUAUUUUA